Molecule: messenger RNA, 4524 nt
Organism: Sphaerodactylus townsendi
Lineage: Eukaryota; Metazoa; Chordata; Lepidosauria; Squamata; Sphaerodactylidae
Gene: MSL3
Product: MSL complex subunit 3
Exons: 13
Coding region: 64-1632 (522 amino acids)
Biological process (GO): chromatin organization; regulation of DNA-templated transcription
Cellular component (GO): NuA4 histone acetyltransferase complex; nucleus; MSL complex
Source: RefSeq, a predicted model, not a curated record
ACUUGGCGCUCCCGUCGAGGCGUUGGGGGCGUGGCCGAGUCUCCCUUUCGCCAUGACGAACAAAUGACCUCGCGGGGAAUGAAAUUUAAAUUCCACAAAGGGGAGCGAGUUCUCUGCUUCGAGCCGGACCCGACCAAGGCGAAAGUGCUUUAUGAUGCCAAGAUUGUUGACAUUGUUAUUGGGAAGGAUGAGAAAGGAAGAAAGAUUCCAGAAUAUCUGAUCCAUUUUAAUGGUUGGAACAGAAGCUGGGACAGAUGGGCAGCCGAAGAUCAUGUUCUUCGUGAUACUGAUGAAAACCGCAGAUUACAACGUAAAUUGGCAAGGAAAGCUGUGGCUCGCAUGAGAAGAAAAGGAAAGAAAGGGCGUUGCAGGUUGCCUGGUGUUGACUCUGUGUUGAAAAGCCUUCCUGCUGAAGAGAAUGAAGAAAGCAGUGGAAACUCAGCUAUAAGCAGUUCUUCUGAUGGCAGUGAUGAAGGCACAGAUGAAGAAAUAAAAAGUGAAGAAAGUGACAUUGAUGAGAAAUCAGAAAUGAAAGAAGAACAAGAAACUCAUACUAAAAGGGAGAUGGAAGAAAAAGCAAUAAAUAUUGAAAUUCCUGAAAUCUUAAAAAAGAAGCUUGAAGAAGAUUGUUACUAUAUAAACAGGAGAAAACGGCUAGUGAAACUGCCAUGUCAGACAAAUAUAAUAACCAUCCUGGAGUCAUAUGUGAAGCAUUUUGCCAUUAAUGCUGCUUUUUCAGCCAAUGAAAGAUCUCGACACCAUCAAAUAUCUUCACAUGCUAACCUGAAUCUUCACUAUGUCCCUCCAGAAAAGAAUGUUGAGUUAUGCAAAGAAAUGGUGGAUGGGUUAAGAAUCACCUUUGACUUCACUCUUGCAUUGAUUCUACUCUAUCCUUAUGAGCAAGCCCAAUUUAAGAAAGUGACUUCUUCCAAGUUCUUUCUUCCAAUUAAAGAGUGUGUAGCAAACACUAACAGAAAUCAAGAAGAGCUUUCCCCAAGUCCACCUCUUCUGAAUCCAUCAACUCCACAGUCCACAGACAGCCAACCUGUAGCAGGAGAGUCUGCAACACCUAAGCGACGGAAAACUGAACCUGAAAUCUUGCAGUCCCUCAGGCGUUCUACCCGUCAUACAUCCAAUUGUGACAGACUGUCAGAAAGUAGUGCUUCUCCACAGCCAAAGCGGCGAAAUAUUGAGACUCCAGCUUCAAUGCCAAAAUUGUUUUUGCAUCUUGAAAAGAAAACCCCUGUCCACAGCGGAUCCUCUUCGCCCAUUACAUUGACUCCCAGUAAAGAAGGCAGUGCCGUAUUUGCUGGUUUUGAAGGUAGAAGAAACAAUGAACUCAAUGAGGUGUUGUCGUGGAAACUGAUGCCAGAGAACUAUCCCCUAGAUGAUCAACCACCGCCACCCUCUUACAUUUAUGGGUCUCAGCAUUUGCUACGAAUGUUUGUAAAGCUUCCAGAGAUUCUUGGGAAGAUGAGCUUUCCAGACAAAAACUUAAAGGCAUUAGUAAAGCACUUUGAAUUGUUCCUAAGGUUUUUAGCAGAAUACCACGAUGACUUCUUCCCAGAAUCUGCUUAUGUUGCUGCUUGUGAGGCCUACUACAGCACAAAGAAUCCACGUGCCAUCUACUGAAGAUGCACCCAUUACUAUAACCCAUUGUACAUACUCCAUGAGUUACUACACUACUUCAGAAUGAGGAGAAAAAUGGAAACAUGUUGUCAGUCUGACAUCUCAGAAGUUCCUUCAGUGUUGUCAUUUUUUUGACAUGAAUGCAUCUUUUUCUCAUUUCAAAGUUAUACUGACAUUGCAUUCUAGUGCUAGAUAACCUUCACUGUUAGAUAAAUGAAGCUCUGCAUUGACUGCUAAUGCAUAGAACUGGAUACAACUGAAGCAAGGAAAAGGAAUAAAAACAGACUUCAUGAGAAUGAACUUCAUGCCACUUUCCACUAACAUAAGCUUGCUUCAGUUUGAACUCUCUCAGCAUCACCUUGGAGUUUGAGAUGAAUGCAGAAGGGGCAUUGUACAAGCUUUCUUUUUCACAUUUGGAAUUUAUGUUUCAUUACAGGACGUUAUGAUGGUCACAGUUCUCUUGUAGAAGAAUGUGCAGCUAGCUUCUUAGCAUGGUCUCUACUUUCAGCUAUGUUUUUAUGGAGAGGGGGGAAAUUGGAAUUGGUUUAAAAGAAUGUAUUUACCUCUUUCCACAGUAGGGAAGUUGGCAGUGUCUGAAUAGUUUGGUCUUGGACAUUUAUCCAAACACUUGGUUUGAAUUGUUUUGGAGAUUGUCCAAACAGUUGUUCAAGAUCAGUACGCACUUACUGUUCUUAAGGAAGAAAAGCGGCAAAAGUAAUCAUUUAGGCAAAAAUUUUAAAAUAAACAGUGACUUCUAAUUCAAGGUAAGAUAUUUGUUUUGGUUUGAAAAGAGUAUUUGGUUUUAUUUUGGCUAGUUUUAGGAAUGUAUACAUUACUGUUUGUAUAGAGAUCUAAAUACUUCACUGUUCUCCUGUUUGCUGUCUUGGUCAUGACAUGACUUCUGCCAUUUGAAAAUUAACACUAUAUUCCCUAUACUGGGUAGACGUGAAUAAAAUUUACAUUUAGAAUCUUUGCUGGCCAUGCCAACAAACCAUUUGACUUGAAAAAAAUUAUAAAGUGAUCUGAAGACAGGCAGAUGAGCCUAAAGUUAUCACUUGUGCAGUAGGAUUAUUGUGCAGUAGGUUUGUUUGGCAGUUGUGCUUUUAUAAACACUGUUAAUUGUACUAGAGCUUAUAUUGGUCAUCUUGGGCUACAACUGAGGAUUUGUUUGUAUGAGAUGGAUUAAACUAAGAGAUUUUAGUGCUUCGGAAAAUUUCUAUAAUAGUAGCAUCUAAUUCAGAUUCCCAUAAUAGUUUGUGACAAUUUAAAGUUGCAUUAUCUAUGUACUGGAGUGAUCAAUUUAAAUGAACUGAUCCCCAAAGUAAACAAAAAAAAAAAGGCCCUCCAUUAUCUUAAAACUAAAAAUCAGAGUAUGUGCUUAAUGGUAAACCAUUGAAAAAAACCACCUGAGACUGUGAGCUUGUCAUAUACCAUGUGGGCCUGCAUACAGUUAACUUUUACGGGACUGUUAUAGGAUUUAUGAAGGCAAAUAAUCUGUGAACUAGCAUGUCUGUAAUUCUCAGUAUCACCUUACUACCAGGUAAGGAUUUGUUCUGUGCAGCAGUUACAUUCAUGUUAUUUUGUGGGCUAGGUUUGUGGAUUAGUUGCUUCCAAGAAGAUUCUACCUUUAUAAACUUAGGUCCUAAGACCUUGAACUUAUUUUGGUCUUCAAUUUGAAGCUUCACAAUGGGGACAGUGUUCUUGGCCAUGAUGUAAACAGUGUUGGUACAAAAUAAAUAUUAAGAUGUUUAAGGUACAAAAAUGGUAAAAUUUGAUUCCUAAGUUGCUGGUGCGCUGAAAUGCUAUGUAUAUCUUGCUGCAUCCAGUCAGUGCACAGCAGUAAAAAGGCAGGCAUAUAGCUGAAUUCAAUCUUUUUGUGACUGCUGUUAUAGAUUACAAAAGCUCUUCUUUUUAUGAGAACACUGUUUUUUUAGCUUAUCUGUACAACAUGAUGUUUUAAGAAUGUGUGUGUCUUGCCUGUGAUUCUGGCUCCUACUCAGAGGUCCAAUUCACACUAGUUAUUUUCUUGUGCCAGGGCAUGGUUGCCUAUAAACCAUGGAAGGAUACAACCAAAAUGUCCAAGGUUCAUUUUCAUGUUUUUACCUAGACUAGCAAUUGUGUAGAUUUCUGUUUAAUCAGGUAUUAACAAAAUUCACUUUAAAAAAAUCCAGAAUGAUCCAGUACUAGGGUACAUCGCUAUACUGAAAUAUUUGUUUGAACAGACUGCUUAUGAGGCAAUGAAUCAAAUCAUUUUUGUGAUGGUGGCUGAUUUUUUUUUAUGAUUGCAAAAUGCCUACAUCUAAACACCCAGCUAACACUAAAAUUUCCUUUUGAAGCUGUUUACUGAGAUCAUUGGUCAUUAUUUCACUUCCUGUUUCACAUUAAAUUCUAAUUGCAUCUAAACCAUUCUAGGAAUGUGAAUGGUUAAGAUAGAAACAUUUUUGUGAUUAUACAAAAUACGUACAGUAGCAACUGUCCUCAUAAAUAUAUUCAAGGAUGAUUUAUUAAGUCGCAUUAUAUGAGGUGACACUUCUUGAAUAAAAUUAAUUUCUGCAGGGCAGGACAAACUGGAACAACUUUGGUACUCAUAUUCAGCUUAUAUUGCUAGGGGACUUUCAUUUGUGAGAAGGAGAAUAGGUACAAGUAUCCAGCAGUUUCACAAUCUAUUCCUUCCAUUUCGCAAUUAGUCCUUCCUGUCUUCUAAUAUAUGACAAUAGUGUACAGAAUAGCUCCCACAGGUGCUGAGGGAAAUCCAAACAGACAGCAGGGCACCAAUUAUUGUGUACUAGCAAAUGCACUGGAGCUGUCUGGCUUUUCAGUUAGACAGAAAAUAACUUUGGGGUCUGAAUUCUGAAAUUCAAGAUGAGCAUAAAAUAAAAUCCCAUAAUGUGUCUG